Molecule: messenger RNA, 12946 nt
Organism: Sphaeramia orbicularis (orbiculate cardinalfish)
Lineage: Eukaryota; Metazoa; Chordata; Actinopteri; Kurtiformes; Apogonidae
Gene: spen
Product: spen family transcriptional repressor
Exons: 15
Coding region: 345-11009 (3554 amino acids)
Molecular function (GO): RNA binding
Source: RefSeq, a predicted model, not a curated record
GCGGUGUGCCUCUCAUUACAAGCGAAGUUGCUGCAUCUUUUUAGGAAGCUACAUGCUUUCUUUCGACACCCAAAGGUCGCAUGGUGUCAGGGACGCGCCUAGUCACGGGAACAGUCCGAAGCGCGUUCAUGAGGUGCAAGAUCGCGCUUUAACAGUGAAGAGUAUCAAACAGCGUGCGGGGAUCCAACGUAAUGGUUUACAUUGGGUCACAACGACCAGUCAAUGAUUUGCGCCGUGUAUUUUUUUGUUGUCCGGCGUAUAUUUUGCAAACGUCUCCUAUUUUGCACGGAAAGAAACUGACAUAGCAAACUCAUCUGUAUGAUCGGGGAGCAGGAGCACACAGUAUGGUCCGGGAAACCAGACAUUUAUGGGUGGGAAAUUUACCCGAAAAUGUACGAGAAGAGAAAAUCAUUGAGCACUUCAAGCGAUAUGGACGGGUGGAAAGUGUCAAGGUCCUACCUAAGCGGGGUUCAGAAGGUGGAGUUGCAGCCUUUGUGGAUUUUGUGGACAUUAAAAGUGCUCAGAAGGCUCAUAAUGCUAUCAACAAGAUGGGUGACAGAGACCUGCGCACUGAUUACAAUGAACCUGGCACGAUACCUAGUGCCGCGAGGGGGCUGGACGAUAGUCUGUCUUUAGGCUCUCGUGGCCGGGAUGUAUCAGGGUUCACAAGGGCGGCAGGAGGGGCCGUGUAUGGCCCCCCCACGUCGCUCCACAGCAGAGAUGGACGCUAUGAACGCAGACUAGACGGAACUGCUGAAAGUCGGGAUCGGACAUAUGAUCACAGUGCCUAUGGACAUCAUGAGCGUCCUGGUAGCAGUUUUGAACGCCAGCGCCACUAUGAAGCAGACUAUUAUCGCGAUGCAAGAGAGAGGACUCUAAGCGCAGCUGGGAGUGGUUCUGGUUCGUCCAGUGGAAGCGGUACAACUGUGUCAUCAGGAGUUGGUGGAACUAUUGUCAGUGCUGCAGCGGGGAACCCAGGAACAGGAGGUUCAGCAGGGGCGGCUUCAGGAGGAAGCGGAGGGUCCACAUCCAGUGCGGUGGGCUUCUACCGCUCCCAUAGCAGGAGCCCCUGUCGGUUUGAGACGCCAGAGCCUCGUUACGAGUCUCGUGCCAGGGAACCCUUUACUUUGGCCAGUGUGGUGCACAGGGACCUUUACAGAGAGGAGAGGGGUCGGCGAGGCGAGCGGUCGUACCGUCACAGCCGCAGCCGAUCACCGCACUCGACGCAUUCGAGAAACCCUUCCCCUCAGAGACUGGCGAGCCAAGCGACUCGGCCCCCGCGGUCCCGCAGCGUGUCCGGUUCUCGGAGCCGCUCUUCCAGUUCAGAUUCAGUCAGCAGUACCAGCAGCAGUACCAGUGGCAGUGAUUCCAGCAGUAGUUCAAGUGAUGACUCUCCGGCACGUUCUGUGCAAUCUGCUGCUGUUCCUGCACCCUCAGCACUUCCUUUAUCCUCCCUUGACAAGGAUGAACCACGUAAAAGCUUUGGCAUUAAGGUCCAAAAUCUUCCUGUUCGCUCUACAGACACAAGUCUGAAGGAUGGGUUGUUCCAUGAGUUUAAGAAACAUGGAAAAGUCACAUCUGUCCAAAUCCACGGAGCUUCAGAGGAGCGCUAUGGACUUGUCUUUUUCCGACAACAAGAAGACCAAGAGAAAGCACUGGGAGCAUCAAAGGGGAAGCUUUUCUUUGGCAUGCAAAUUGACGUGACAGCUUGGAAUGGCCCUGAGACGGAGAGUGAAAAUGAGUUUCGGCCGUUGGAUGAAAGGAUAGACGAGUUUCAUCCAAAGGCCACGAGGACAUUAUUCAUUGGAAACCUGGAGAAGACCACCACGUACCAUGACCUGCUGAACAUCUUUCAGCGCUUUGGAGAGAUAGUGGACAUUGACAUCAAGAAGGUAAAUGGAGCCCCGCAGUACGCGUUUCUCCAGUACUGUGACAUCGCCAGUGUCUGCAAGGCCAUAAAAAAGAUGGAUGGGGAGUACCUUGGCAACAAUAGACUCAAGCUGGGCUUUGGAAAGAGUAUGCCUACCACCUGUGUUUGGUUGGACGGGUUAGCUUCAAACACAACCGAGCAGUUUCUCACUCGUCAUUUCUGCCGCUAUGGACAUGUUGUCAAAGUUGUAUUUGACAGAAUGAAAGGAAUGGCUCUUAUCUUGUACAACAACAUUGAAUAUGCACAGGCCGCCGUUAAAGACACAAAGGGAUGGAAGAUAGGUGGCAGUAAAAUCAAGGUGGAUUUUGCCAAUCAGGAGAGUCAGAUGGCUUUCUAUCGCUCCAUGCAGGCUUCUGGACAAGAUAUUCGGGAUUUUUACGACAUUGUCUCAGAGAGAAGGGAUGACCGACGAACUCAGUAUGAGUUCCAGACUGAAAGACAAUAUUAUGAAAAUGUACGAACACCAGGAACCUAUACUGAAGAUCCACGUCGUAAAUAUCCCACCAGAAGUCGUGAAUUCUACACUGAAUGGGACCCAUAUCAGGGAGAUUACUAUGACCCACAAUACUUUGAAGAUCCUCGAGAAUAUCGAGAAUAUAGAACUGAUCCAUACGAGCAGGACAUUCGCAAAUACAGCUAUUUGCAACGGGAACGUGAGAGAGAGAGGGAACGCUUCGAAACAGAUCGUGGACGUGAUCAUGGGAGAAGGACCAUUGAACGCAGCCAAAGCCCCUCCCACAUCACCUCCCGUCGUCCUGCCAGCCCCACCGCUUCUCCUUCCCUUUCAGAGAGGAUACCAAGCGACUCAGACCGGCGAAUCUGUUGUCGCUCAUCUGAAAGAAGUGGCAGCUGUAGUUCAAUCUCCCCACCCAGAUUUGAAAAACUUGAAAAGGCACGCACCGAGAGGUAUACUAAAACAGAAAAACUUGAAAAAGACAGAGUUUUUGAAGUUGAAAGAUCAAAUUUGGUUGAAAAGGAGAAGAGGACGGGACGCAAAGAUCGAGGGGAGAAAGAGAAAAGUGAGAAACGGCUAAAGAAGCUAAAAGCCGGAUCACCUAUUCUUCAAGUAUGUGAGACUGAAGCUGAACUGGAAAGGGAUAUUAGCCCUGAUUCAGCCCUCAGGAGUAAAAACAGCAAAAUCCAGAAAGAAAGCUCAAGCAAAGGUAGACUUGACCUUCUGCCUUGUGUGGUGCAAUUAACACGUGUGAAAGAAAAAGAAGGAAAACUGAUUGGUCAUGCUCUCCAAGAAAAGCAAGUUCCAAGAGGUGGAAGUGACAGUCCUCGAUUAGCAUCUCCAUCAACUGACCAGAGAAGCCCUCCAUUCCGUUCAGAACCAUCCAAAGGUGAUAUCUCCAAGCAUGGGAAGGUACCCAGAGAAAAAAAUAUGCACAGCUUGGUGGAGAUUAUUGAUAAGGAUGGCAGGAUUAAAUCAAAAAAGCAUGGAAAAUCAGAAAUGGGAUUUGAUAGUUGUAUUGCUGUGGAUAUUGACCGUUUAGAAGCAAGAAAGAGGCGCUUCGAAGACUCUGGCAAAACUGAUCGACAAAAGAGAACUGGUGAAGAUGACACUGGUAGAUCUGGACUUCACAAACUAUGGAAUAAUACAAAAGAGACAGAGCUGGAUAAGCAUAUUUUAAUUAAAGGAAUGCAUAAAAAAGAGCACCACAAGGAUAAGUGUGUUCGGAUGCUUUCAGUUAAUAGUCCUAAAGAUGGACGAGACUGUGAAGGCAACUUGGAACGACAGUCGCGGCUUGGAGAUCUUCCUGAAGAUUCUGCACAUCAUAUUGAUUCUCCUUACCUUAAGAUGGACUGUGAAAGCUCAAAAAGUGAGAAUGCCUCAAGUCUUAUAAAAAUAUCAGAUGAUGCCAGCCUUGAUGUAGAUGAAUUAAAAGAACAAAAACAUGCCCUGUGUGAAAAUGAACAGGGCAGACCAAAGUGCAGAGACUCCGAUGAUGGUGACGAACGCUACAUGUUGCACAUAGACCAGACUAAUAGUUGCACGAAACAAAUUGAACAGAAUCGAUGGCUCAGACCUAAGCUAGGGGAAGCCGACAGGUUAGCCAAGUUUGAAAACACACAAACCAACGAUGCUUCUGACUUUGACAAGGAUUGUUUUUUGCGUGAUGCUGGAAAAACCAUCCAGGAUAUGGCCCAUGAUGACGUGUCUGCCUGCAAACGAAAGAAAUCUGACAGUUUUGAUUUUGAAGUAGUGAGUGCAAAAAGAGAACGUAACUUUGCUCAAAAGCUCAAUGAGGACAUUUAUCAGAGUUUAACAUCUUCAUUAGGAGGCGGCCACUUUUCUGCAAACGAGGAUGAUGAAACUGCUCAGAUUUCACUUUCUGUUAUUAAUAAAGAGAGGAAAUCCUCACCAACAACGGAUGACAAAUAUUCAUAUGCAGAGUCAUUAAAAAACAGUUUUGGCCUCUCAUCCAAACAUUUCCAGAAUUCUGACACCGAGCUCCCCAAACUUAAAACAACUCUGCUUGGAUGUGAUGAAGACUUAAUGCAACAUUGGGAAAGAAGGAUAAAGUCUGAUUCACUUAGAAUGGAAAUGACUUUUCCAAGUGAAAUUGCAAAACGUGACAGCAUUCACAAGCGCCUUGGCCAUGAUUUGGAACCAGGAGAAGUACAGUCCGAUUCAGAUGAUGAUGGUGAAAACAAACAUGUGUCUCCCAAGUCAAGUAGCUCCUUGUCUUUUAUUCUAAGGGAACGGGAUGAGAGGAUGACUGACCUGAAGCUUUCAGGCUCACUGGAAAAGAAUAAGUUUUAUUCCUUUGCAUUAGAUAAAACUAUAACUCCUGAUACAAAAGCACUCCUCGAAAGAGCCAAGACACUGUACUCCUCCAGAGAAGAUAAUUGGUCCUUUCUGCCCUCACGCUUUCCAACAUCCCAUAGCUGUUCAGACAAAGAUAAAGUGGAGCUAGCACCUCGACCUAUUCCGUCUUGGUAUAUGAAAAAGAAAAAGAUCCGUACUGACUCUGAUGAGAAACUGAAUGACAAAAAGGAGGAUCUUAAACCACAAGACCAGGAGCGGCAUGAACUAUUUGCCUCUCGCUUCCUGCACAGUUCUAUCUUUGAGCAGGAUUCCCGUCGUUUACAACAUCUUGAACGUAAAGACCAAGAUUUAGAGUCUGGAGUUUCUAAAUCUUCUAAGCCGGGUGCUAUGGAGGCACAGCCUGAAUCUGGUGGAGGUGACAUUCCGCAAGAACCCAUUGUGCUUUUCCAUAGUCGGUUUUUAGAGCUUCAGCAACAGAAGGACAAAGACCAUUCUCCACCCGAGAAUGAAUCAGUAGUGGUAGAGAUUAAAAGAGAUGAUGUUCAGAAUUGUGAUAAUGUGCAGUCUGAAAAAGUGUCUGAGCUAGUAGUGAAAAGUGAUGACAAAUCAGCCAGUCCACCACAAACUUUGACUGUUUCCCCAUCUGUUCCCUUCCCUAAAGAGAUGUCUCCAUCAGACAAAAAAGAAGCAUUAACACCAUCUACAGAACAUUCUGUUUCAUUUGUAAAAGAGGAAAAACUGGAAUCAGUUUUGGAGGCAUCCCCUCCUCCUCCUCCUCCCCCUCCUCCUCCUGUAGAAGAAUUGAAAUCAUUUGCUCCUAAAGUAACCAUAACUCCUCCACUUGUUGAUUUGGAGCCAGAACCUGAAAUUGAAACAAAAGUAGAGUUAAAUGAAACUAAAGUAAAAAUGGGAGAUAGUUUGGCAGUAGAACAUUCUGAACAAGAAAAGCCCCUGACUCCUGGUGGUUCCUUAAGUAGCUUUGAGAAAGAGACUGCAGAAUUCCCUUACUCUGACUAUCCAAAAAUUGAAGAAAAAUCUGAUGUUAUCAAGACUGACUUUAAAGCAGAAACUCAAGAUGUAAAAAUAGAAAAACAAGAAAUUAAACAUCCAGAAGGAUCUCCAAAAAUGGAGAUGGACUCUGAGGUGUGCAUGCCAGAGCUGGAGGCAGAAAUAAAACCAGUACCAAACCGCAGACAACCUAAGAGUAAGCGUACAAAGUCACUGUCAGUGUUACGCACUCAACAAGCUUCUCAGACUGCUGCCAGUGAAAAACCUGCCACUCGGAAGAGUGAACGGAUUGACAGAGAGAAACUUAAAAGGGCCUCAUCCCCUCGAGCUGAAGUACCCAAAACAUCAUUUGAGUCAAAAACCACAUCCAAGUCACCAAUUCAUGCAUCAGAUUCUGAACAAAACCUUGAGUCUAGUUUGAUCCAUGGGAGAACACGUCGUAGGAAUGUAAGGUCAGUCUAUGCCACCCUACAUGAAGGAGACCAAAGUGGCAAAGAAACUGUUGAGCCACCACGCUCAAUGCGCAAACGUGGUGCAGACAAAGAGCCGGUACAGCAAGAUGUUCAAAUUGCACCAACUAUUGCUAGACGUGGACGGCCCCCUAAAAGGGGAGUCAAAAGAGGUGAAGAUGUAUCACCAGUGAAAGUAGAUCAACAGAAAAUAAUGGAAGAUGACACAGAGGUCAGAGAGACCUCAGCCACUGUGGAGGUAGUGAAACCCACUGAAGGAUGGCGCUCACCCCGCACCCAAAAAGUACAGCAAACGCAAGUGUCUUCAUCUGCUGGAACUCCACUUAACAGAAAAGGAAGUAGAACAGAAAAACAGUCUAGUAACACUGCAGUUUCCACUGAACAAACUGAAGUAGCAAAUCAUGAGGAGUCAGAGCUCAAGCCAAAAGCUGAAAAUGAAAUAUUCUCAAAGGUAACAGAAAAGGCAGAAAACACAGCUUCACUUGUUCAAAGAAAGGAAAAAGACUCAAAAGAUUCAGGGGGAAGGAAAUCUGCUGAUGAAGAUAUUGAAAGGAUUGAUAGCAGCCCCUCUGAAAAGGUACAACAGCCUGAAAAGACUGUUAAGAUGAAAACUCCAAGGUUGAAAAGAAAUACCAAACAGAUCACUGAAGACAAAUCACACAGUUUAAAAAAUCUUGAGAUCCGUGUAAGUGUUGAUGAUGUGAAAGGGUUAUUGCGUCCAGAGGAUGAUGCACCUGAGUCAUGUGAAACUCCUGCUGUUACAAAACCCAAGAUGGUAAUACAUGAAAAGGACGAAACAAAAAUCAUGAGCCUACCCAAGGAAUCAAAAGACAUUGGUGCUCAGGAAAAGGAAGACACACUGUCUGAAUCUGAAUUUCCAGCGGAUCCAGCUGCUGCUCUCUUAGCCCGGCAGAUGGAAUUGGAGCAGGCAGUGGAGAAUAUUGCCAAACUGACAGUUGAACAACCUCCCCGGCCCUAUAAGGAACCACCUACAGGAACACCGGCCAUAUUGCCUCCUGUCAUAGUGGAGCCAGAAGGAGAGGUUGAGGAGGAAAAGAGAGCUAAUCCAGCAAGUGAAACUGAACUCGCAGCAGCAAUCGAUUCCAUUACAGCUGAAGAAACAUGUGCAGAUACAGAUGGAUUCACAGCUGCUCCUACUUAUACUGCCCUUAUUCCUACCCCUGAGACCUUAAUUUCCCCUUCGUCCAAUGAAAUUAUGGAACCUGAAACGCACAUGGUGAUCAACAAUAUUCUUGCAGCAGACUCAGAUGAUGGUCCCCUGUCACCCAGUCCAAAGGGACCAGUGGCAGAGUCUAAGGCUGUCGAAGACCUUUCUCUUCUUGAAACACCCAAGAAAACAGGCAAAGUUCGAGCAAAGACACCAAAGAAGCCCAGGGGUCGUAAAGGGGUAGCUAAUAAAAAAGGGGACAUUGCUGAAGAGGUUGUACAACCCCAGCCCUCACCAGCCAAGCUACCAGAGUCAAUCCCAGAAGAUCCAGAAACUAUUAAUUCUAAAGCAAUUACAGUUACAGCUGGUGCAACUGCAGCAGCCUCUGUUGUCACUGCUGUUGCAACUUGUAGGCGUGAUGUUACAAGUGCUAUAACUGUAGACACACCCAAAGAGGCAGAACAGCCUGAAGUUGAACAGCCAGUGCCUAAAGAAUCUGCUUUUCACUCAGGCACAAGCAACAUCUCCACUUUUAAAAAGCAUCCCCAACCAACAGAACCAUCUACCCCUACUGUUGCCCCUGCUCCUGCCCGACCACAACCUGUAUCCCAGUUCAAUGUGCCCGUGUUGCGGCCUGCCAAAAUGCCCCUUUCUCCAGACUGGCCUCCUAGAUCUGAAGACAGUAGAAUCUAUGUUGCUCCCUCAUGUCAUGUCACAGUGGUAACUCCCACUGUACCAGCAUCUGCUGCACUUGGAACUCCUUCUGCAAAUCCCCCAAUGCCCCCAGAUACAAAGGCCUCUGAUAUUGACCCUAGUUCCAGCACCUUACGAAAAAUUCUUAUGGAGCCUAAAUAUGUGUCUGCAUCAAACAGUACGGCUAUUCCUACCACUAUGGUGACAUCCGCCCUCUCUGAUCCUUCACGGAUGUCAGAGAAUGAAAAUCCCGCUGAUACAGUACGUUCAAGACAGUUGCAUCCUGAGGAGAGACCACCGCUGCCCCCUCAGCCAACACAUCACAAACCUUCACCUCUGACAGAGUCCCAACAGAACUGUGGAGAGAAGUCACAGCAUACAAUUAUUUCUUCUCCUGCUACCUCAGUUAUAAGUCGGAUUCCAAUGCCUUACGAUACAGAGGAAACUCCACGGAUUUCUCUAAGCAACAGAAGCAUUGGCUUAUCUAUUCCCAAACAGAAAUUUAGAUCAAACUCUAAUGAGAAUAAUCGUUACCAUGGCAUGGAUAUAGUGGAGGAUGGAAAUAGAGGGCGCUCUUUAGUUGAGACUACUCCAUACAGCACAGGCUCCAGUCCUGGUCUAAGGGUCAACACAUCAGAAGGGGUUGUUGUUCUGAGUUAUUCAGGUCAAAAAACUGAAGGACCUCACAGAAUGAGAGCCAAAAUUAGCCAAAUUCCUCAAGCAAGUGCUGGUGAUGUAGAGUUUCAGCAAGCUGUAUCCAAAUCCCAGAUAAAACAAGAACCACUCAUUCCAUCAUCUCAGUCACCUUCCCCAAAAGUAGCCCCAGCUCACUCAGGCUAUGGGCACUCAGGGGUUUUAUUAACCAGUCAGUCCUACAACUCUCAAAAUGUAAUUUCAAGUAUCAAGCAGGAGAGUCUUGGAUGUGAUAAAUCUGAAGCCCCGUACCACACAACAUCCCAGGGUGGAGUGGUAAAAAUGUUCCAACAGCCAGUAAGUUCUCCUCAAGUCUUGAUGUAUAACCAAGCUGUGAUACAGCAGCAGCAUGGCAAGCGAGGACUGGUAACAGAACCUCUACCAAAAAAGAUGGACAUUAGCAAAAGUGUUCAGCAGUCUAACCUCAGCCCAGUUAUGAGCCCACAUCACCCAACAUUAUCUGGGGCCCGCAUGAGCCCCAGUCCUGGUAUCACAAGUGAUCGGUCAGCCCUACACCUGAAACAGGAACCCCAGUCCCCACGGACAGCUGUUCACUCCCCUUCACCCUUUGUCAAAUCCUGUCCACCCAGCAGUUCUCCAAUUGGAACUUCUGUUGUUCUGGGUCACUCAAUGCCUCCAAUAUCUACAUAUCACUCUAGUAUGCAUCAUCCACACUCAGAACAGUCCUCCGUCAUAAUUCAACCUCACAGUGUCACUCAGGCAAUGGCUCAUGAGGCCAGGAUGAACACCCCACCAGUUUCUGGGAUGAAUUAUGGAAGGCGAAGUGACUCCCAUCCAUCUUCCCACACAGGGCCGCCACAGCGUUCAAAUACGCCACAGCCCAAUGUCAUCCGAGAUAUGGUACUGCAGUCUCACUCAAGUCCCCAGGGGUCAGUGUCGACUGGUGUAGUCAGCAGUGGAAGUGAAGAAGACCCCAGGCAGUUUAAUCAAGCCCUUAGUCGGCCGUCUGUGCCGCAGCUACAGUCUGACGUAAUGAUCAUGCACAGUGACCACAGAGGGCUUCAUCCAGGCAUGCGCAUGGACCAGUACAGAGACAUGCACCAGCGGAUCCUCAUGCACCAGCAACUGGGAGAGCAGGUUGCUGCAGAAACAAGACAGCCACGCACCUCUGAGCCCGGAACGACCUCUUCAAGUAACAUCUCGGGGCCUCCAAAGAGUUCUCUGGUGUCAAAGAGCAUCGAUCUUUCAGCGAAAGAAUCUCUCAAACCUCUGGAAGGGAAGCUCAUACAUCCACCCUCCAGUGAGAGCAGGAUCAGAGGAGUUCACGGAUCUAGUCCGGUCAUGGUCUCUCCUCACCCUCAUGGAGUUCAGCUAAUGCACCCAGGAGGCUCAGGUUCUUUUCCGGUUUAUAGGGACAUGCGGAGCUUCCCAUCCCAGUUUCCAGGACAUUCGUCAUCUGGGCACAACCUGGCUGCUUCACAGGUCCCUCCAGAGCCAGAGCUGAGUCACAGGGGGAAAGUGUCUCAUUCACAUGGGGGAGGAAGUGAUUCCAAGCCUGACAGUUCUCAUCUUCGUCAUGCUACCUCUACAGAUUUUUCACACAUGUCCCGCAUACAUAGGGACACAGUGUCCCCCUCUUACCAGUCUCCCAUGUCUUCACCUAUGACGUCUCCUAUGGGUCUCACUCACAAGCAGGAGGUGUCUCUACAGAAAGGCCCCCCCGCCUUCCUGUCAACACCUCCGCCCCCAAGUUCACUACAGCCUCGGACCGACGCUAAGUUGGAACACACAGGACAUCGUUCCAUUGACAUGGUGCAGCUUUUAACGAAAUAUCCAAUUGUGUGGCAAGGCCUGUUGGCACUGAAGAACGAUCAGGCUGCUGUCCAGCUGCACUUUGUUUCUGGCAACACAGUGCUAGCCCAGCGUUCCCUGCCGCCCCCUGAGGGAGGUCCUCUUCUCCGCAUCGUCCAGAGAAUGAGGCUGGAGGCUUCUCAGUUGGACAGUGUGGCACGCAGAAUGACUGUGGACAAUGACUACUGUUUGCUACUCGCUCUACCCUGUGGUCGAGACCAGGAGGACGUCCUGGGUCAAACCCAUGCCUUGAAAAAUGGCUUCAUCACUUACCUUCAAGCCAAACAGGCAGCUGGCAUCAUCAACGUCCCCAACCCCGGCUCCAAUCAGCCCGCUUACGUGGUGCAGAUUUUUCCACCGUGUGAGUUCUCGGAGAGUCACCUCUCUCGCCUGGCUCCAGACCUUCUCAACAGCAUUUCCAGCAUCUCCCCUCACCUCAUGAUUGUCAUUGCCUCUGUUUAAUUACCUCCAUGUUUUUCUGAACAAAGCCAACACCAGCCCUUUUGGACUAAUCCAGUUUUGAAAACGGGAACUGCCUCAUUUUUCUGAGUUUGACUCUUGACUUUUUUUUUUUUUUUUUUUGGAUCUAAUUUAGCAUGCACUCACUUUCUCUCCUUCACUUCACCAAGUCCUUAAUUCACCCAGUGACGAUGAAUUCCAAAAACUCUACCUUCAUUUACGUACAUGAAGGGUCGAAUGGGGACUUUUGAUGAUCACUUCUGAUUGCUCAUGACAUUUUUGCCAUUUUUGGAGUUGUUGUGCAUAGCCUUUUUGUAAUUCAUAGCAUCCAAAAGCUAUGGAUUGAGACGUUCCUAUGGGAUAUUUUUUACCUUCAUAAAGUGAUUGUGUUUUUUUUAUUUUGAAGAAAUGAUGUGAUAAGUCAUUGCACUAUAUUAAGGAAAAAAAAUUGUGAACUCUGUACAGUUUUGGGUAUAAAAUGAUACAUGUUUUGGAAUUACUGUCAUGAUCAGCCAUUCUUGCGCAAGAUAAAAGAAAAAAUCAUUGCCUAGAAAAUGAUUUGCGCCUAUCAGUCGUACUGCUUCAGCUCCAUCACCAUCAGCCAAGCUCUAUUUAAUGAAUAUCCAACGAUCCAACUCUGUAUCCUGAAGUGUUCCCGGCCCCAGGAACUCCAGAGGGGACCUUUUGGAGUUGUACAGUUUACACUUAAUGCCUCAACAAGGGGACUAUAAAAUUAAUAUUUAAUUUUGUUUAUUUUUGUUUGCAUCUUCUUGAAACCUAAGGGUAUUGUGGACAAUUGUGAAAUUGUAAAUAUUAUAAAUAUUUAAAGACGGAAGCAUUGUGGAGAGACCAAGUGAAUUAUUUUAAGACAGAUCAUCAGAUCAAUGUUUUCUUUUUUGUGUUUGUUUGUUUGUUUGGGCAGGGGCAAGGAGGGGACUGAUGGGAUGGAUCUGUAGGGGAUCCGCAAGGGAUAUUCAUAAAACUAUUUUGUAAAUUGAUUAUGUGCCAAAACGUCUUUUGCAAAAGCUCAACACGCAAUGUAUCUUAAAAAAAAAAAAAAGGAACCUAUUUUCAUAUGUGACUUUGUAUUUUGCCAUUCAAAGGGCAGACUUGAUCCCCCAUGUUUUUUGUUUUUGUAUUUUUCAUCAGCAGUUCUGUUCAUACAGUGCUUUUACAUUAUGAAACUGUAUCCUGAUUUUGAAGGAACCAUUUCAUUUUAAAGGUUGCGUUUCUGUUUGAAAUCCUGUGUUCCCUCUCCUCUAUAUGGUCCUCUACUGCCCCCUGCUGUCUGAAAAUCAUCCACCCACAUAUUUGGGACUAAAGUACGGUUUGAGGUCAGUGAAGCUGCAGCUUUGUGACCCGUGUACUCCAGCAUGCUUUCUUUUGAAAUCAUAACGAGUAACGUAAAAUCAUAAUGGCGAAGAAUGUGACUUGAACUUGACAUCAUGCCGCUAUUGGAUGUGUUAAUCAUCUGUUUCCAUCCCUCCUCCUAACUCUCUCCUUGAGCCAAGCUGUAUAUAUUAAUGUCCUUAAUCUGUGCUCUUGUGUAUUUUCCCCUUUAUAAUUGUCUUUCUUCAGGGUCCUUACUUUUGUUUUGUGCAACAAAACAAAGCAGUCUGAAAGAGACAGGAGAUGAGGCGUUUGAAACCGAUGCUGAAAGUAAAACCAUGCUUGUCAGUUUUAUGGUGUAAAUAUUUCUCUGACUGCAAGCUGAAUACGCUCAUGGUUAUGUUGAAGGCACUUAUAAUUUUUAAUAAACAAAAUUAAAAAGAAAAUACAAAAAAGUCCAAACUUAAAACGGUGAUUAAUAUGAAAACUGUCUUUUGAUCAAUCUUCAUUUUGAGUGUAUUUUGCUGUUCCUCCAUGAGGACAUUUUAAACUGUAAAAUAAAUGGUUGUUUAACUUACUUCUGCAGAUCAUUAAAUGGUCCAUUAAUCUGG